GUCCCCAAGCGGCGGUGGCAGCGCUGACAGCAGCCCUUGCGCUGGGUUCCCGCGGCGCCCAGCAGCAGCAUCCCGCAUCCGCCACGCUCCCGGAGUCCCCGCUGGAGCCAAUGCCCACCAUGGGGAAGCCCACGAGCUCCAGAUUCGACUGGCGCCGCUUCCUGCGGAAUCACUGGCUGCUGCUCUCCACCGUGGCCGCGGUGCUGCUAGGCAUUGCCAUAGGAGUCUUGGUUCGUGGACACAGUGAGCUCUCAAAUCUGGAUAAAUUCUACUUUGCUUUUCCUGGAGAAAUUCUAAUGAGGAUGCUGAAGCUUGUCAUUUUGCCAUUGAUUAUAUCCAGCAUGAUCACAGGUGUCGCUGCACUGGAUUCCAAUGUGUCUGGAAAGAUCGGUCUGCGCGCUGUGGUGUAUUAUUUCUGCACCACCAUCAUUGCUGUGAUCCUUGGUAUUGUGCUGGUUGUGAGCAUCAAACCUGGUGUCACUCAGAAAGUGAGUGAAAUCAACAGGACAGGCAAAACCCCUGAAGUCAGCACAGUGGACGCUAUGUUGGACCUGAUCAGGAACAUGUUCCCCGAGAACCUGGUCCAAGCCUGUUUUCAGCAGUACAAAACCAAGCGUGAAGAAGUGAAGCCUGUCAGUGAUCCUGGGAGGAAUGCCACAGAGGUGUCUGUCACCACCGCCAUGACCACCAUGUCUAAGAACACAACAAAGGAAUACAAAAUCGUGGGCCUGUAUUCAGAUGGCAUCAAUGUCCUGGGCUUGAUCAUCUUUUGCCUCGUCUUUGGACUUGUCAUCGGAAAGAUGGGAGAAAAGGGACAGAUUCUGGUGGACUUCUUCAAUGCGUUGAGUGAUGCAACCAUGAAAAUCGUUCAGAUCAUCAUGUGUUACAUGCCCAUUGGUAUUUUGUUCCUAAUUGCUGGGAAGAUCAUAGAAGUUGAAGACUGGGAAAUAUUUCGCAAGUUGGGCCUUUACAUGGCCACGGUCCUGAGUGGGCUUGCAAUCCACUCCACUGUAGUACUGCCACUGAUCUAUUUCAUAAUUGUGCGGAAGAAUCCUUUCCGAUUUGCCUUGGGCAUGGCACAGGCUCUCCUGACGGCGCUCAUGAUAUCUUCCAGUUCAGCAACUCUACCAGUUACGUUCCGCUGUGCAGAAGAGAAGAACCAGGUGGACAAGAGGAUCACAAGAUUUGUGCUGCCUGUUGGUGCCACCAUCAACAUGGAUGGCACUGCCCUCUAUGAGGCCGUGGCAGCUGUGUUUAUUGCGCAGCUCAAUGGCUUGGACUUGAGCAUUGGGCAGAUCAUCACCAUCAGUAUCACGGCCACAGCUGCUAGCAUUGGAGCUGCCGGCGUGCCCCAGGCUGGUCUGGUGACCAUGGUGAUCGUGCUGAGUGCUGUAGGCCUGCCUGCUGAGGAUGUCACCCUUAUCAUCGCUGUGGACUGGCUCCUGGACCGGUUCAGGACCAUGGUGAAUGUUCUGGGUGACGCAUUUGGGACCGGCAUCGUGGAGAAGCUCUCGAAGAAGGAGUUAGAGCAGAUGGAUGUUUCAUCUGAAGUCAACAUCGUGAACCCCUUUGCCUUGGAACCCACCAUCCUCGACAAUGAAGACUCCGAUACCAAGAAGUCCUAUGUCAAUGGCGGCUUUGCAGUGGACAAAUCCGAUACCAUCUCAUUCACCCAGACCUCACAGUUCUAGAGGCCUCGCUUCCCAUGACUGGGAUGAGAACAGACAUCUCCGCGGGAGCCAUCUCUUAGCAAACUCCAACAUUAAGGAAUGAGAGAAACACUAAGAGUCAACUGUACAUUUAGUUUGAUAAACAGACCUCCAGAUUAUUUUCUAUAUUUGGCUUUAUAGCCUUUGUUUCCUGGGUUUGGGACUUGGGGGUAGGGUAGACUGAAAGAAAAUUAAGAAAGUUGUGUUAUUUGGAUUUUCUAAUUCUAUAAAACAAAGUGUGAAGCAGAUGCAGUAGUUAGCUGUGGGAUUUAGGUAGUGGAUAUGGAAGAGAAAUUGCUUUCUCAUGUAUAAACCAGUGUUUGGGGGUUUUUAAACAAUAUUAUUAUUGGCUACAAAUUUUUACUCAGGCUUUCUAUUGGCGUGACUUCCUUUGCCUUCCCACUUUUUAUAGAUUAUAAUGCAUCUCAACAGCCCUCCCUACCCAGUUAAAGUGCCAAAUUUUCCAUUUUGACCUCACCUUCAGCCACUCUCAAACUACUCUAACAAAAAGAAAAGGAUCAGCAUAAUUCUGCAAUAAUAGUUUAAGAUAGUUGUAGGGUUUAAGGGAAGGGAGAGGGUUUUUUACUCAAUGUACUGUAUCGGGAUGCUGGUAGCUCUUUAGCCAGUGUUCGGUAUAGAACUAUAUGUAUAUGUGUGUAUAUUUAUUAUUUUCAUAUAAUUUGCAAGACAGAGAUCAGUAAUGAACUAUCAAUGUGAAAUAAGACAUUCUUCUUGUACUUGAAUCAAAACUGCAAUUCCAAGCCGGGUGGUAGUGGCGCACAUCUUUAACUCCAGCACUCAGGAGGCAGA
Onychomys torridus (southern grasshopper mouse) is the source of this 2519-nucleotide messenger RNA. RefSeq names its product solute carrier family 1 member 1 (gene Slc1a1). Gene Ontology annotation, biological process: L-glutamate transmembrane transport. The record is from RefSeq and is a predicted model, not a curated record. Gene Ontology annotation, molecular function: L-glutamate transmembrane transporter activity; L-cysteine transmembrane transporter activity; glutamate:sodium symporter activity. Lineage: Eukaryota; Metazoa; Chordata; Mammalia; Rodentia; Cricetidae. Bases 111 to 1691 code for a protein of 526 amino acids. The transcript is spliced from 12 exons. Gene Ontology annotation, cellular component: plasma membrane.